Molecule: messenger RNA, 2652 nt
Organism: Cydia pomonella (codling moth)
Lineage: Eukaryota; Metazoa; Arthropoda; Insecta; Lepidoptera; Tortricidae
Exons: 2
Coding region: 1-2652 (883 amino acids)
Biological process (GO): DNA integration
Molecular function (GO): zinc ion binding; nucleic acid binding
Source: RefSeq, a predicted model, not a curated record
AUGUCGGUCGGAAAAUUAAAAGAAUUCGAUGUCCGAAACGGUCAAUGGGCAUCAUUCGUGGACAGGCUUGAGAUGUAUUUUCUAGUUAACGAUAUUGCGGAAGACAGGCGACUCCCCACCCUAAUUGCUACGAUGGGAGACGAAGCCUACGAGCUGCUCGUAAAUUUAGCCAGCCCGAAGAAACCUUCUACGCUAACUUACUCGCAGGUAGUUGAGCUUAUGCGACAACAUCUUCAGCCGAAGCCGUCCGCAUUAGCCGAGAGAUACCGAUUCCGACAGAAACGCCAGGGGAUCAACGAAGAUGUCACUUCAUACGUGGCGGAAUUAAAGAAGAUGUCACGACAUUGCGAGUUCGGCGAAAGCCUAAGCGACAAUCUACGCGACCAAUUCAUAUGCGGCUUACGUAAUGACGUCAUAAGGCAACGUCUCUUUGCGGAAGAUGACACCAUCACGUUCGUUGAAGCGGUGAAAUUGGCGUGUUCGCUGGAGGCGGCAGAAAAAGAUGCAGCAGCAGUGGAAGGAUCGACGACAGCGGCGGCGGGCGCGGUGCAUGCGCUGGCGGCGGCCGCAGAACGCGGGCAGCGGGCGCGCGCGAGCGGGCAGGCUCGCGCAGCCGGCGCGGCGGCGGAGAAGGUGCGGGCGGACAACUGCGCGGCUUGUGGAGCGCGCAACCACGGCUACGGCACCUGUCGCUUUAGAGACUUUGUGUGUAGCAAGUGUCAGCGCACAGGUCACCUUCGACGUGUGUGCCCUGAGUACAGCGCGCCUGGCGCGGAGAGCUGCAGCUCGGGUUGUCGACAUGGGCGCACUCAAAAGAAGAAGGGGUUCAAUUUCGGCGAAGUCGAUAGCGGCUCAGAUGAAGACGAAUUCGAGGAGCGUUUGAACCACCUCGGCUUAGAUAAGUAUCCACCGGUAUGUUUACCAAUAUCAAUUGACAAUAAGAUUAUUAAAAUGGAAAUCGACACGGGCACUGCUAUCGCGUGCGUUAGCAGAGCAACAUAUAACAAAAAGUUCUCGCAUCUCCCAAUAGAAAGGGAUAGUACUGUUCUUCGAUUUUACAAUGGCUCUAAAGUGAAGCCUAUGGGUAUCGUUAGACCCACAGUACGGUAUUUGGACCGGGAGAAGAAGCUAGAACUUUUUGUCAUCGAAGAUGGUACUACAUCCUUAAUAGGAAGGCAGUGGCUAACGGAAUUAAAAAUAAAAUUGCCAGAUUUUAGCGUAGACCUUGACAUUCAUAACUGUCAAAUCCAAAUUGAUGAAGACAUUUGUAAUUUACUUGACAGGUACAGUGAAGUGUUUAGCGGCGGACUGGGGCGGUACUUGGGUGGCAAGGCGACACUACGCGUGCGCGAGGGCGCGACUCCGGUGUUUCGGCGCGCGCGGCCCAUGCCCUAUGCGCUGCGAGAGCGGGUCGAUGCGGAGCUCGACGCCAUGCUGCGGGAGAACAUUAUCGAGCCCGUCGACUGCUCCGAGUGGGCAUCGCCGCUGGUGCCGGUCAACAAGGCUGACGAAGUCAAAAAGGCUCUCACCAGCACAAAUGUUCUAGCCCACUACGACCCUAAAAAGACUCUGAUAGUGACAUGUGACGCUAGCGCUCGUGGCGUAGGCGGAGUACUAGCGCAGCCUGGGCCCACCGGAGAGCGCCCCGUGGCGUACGCAUCACGCUCGCUCACAUCGGCUGAAAAAAACUAUUCGCAGAUCCAUCGGGAGGCUUUGGCGAUUAUAUACUGCAUGAAAAAAUUCCAUCAGUACCUAUAUGGCAGGAAAUUUGUCUUACGUACCGAUCACAAGCCCCUUGUUUCCAUUUUUGGGCCUAACGCCGGGAUCCCGACUAUGACUGCGAGCAGGAUGCAGCGCUGGGCAGUAAUUUUGUCAGCCUAUGACUAUGAGAUAGAGUAUAUCAAAACGAACGAAAACUGUGCUCACGGGUUGUCAAGGUUACCACCCGGUGCGGACACUCAAGCUAGCGCGGCUGAAGUAGUUCCAGAACAAACAUACUUACAUUUUGUGCAAGAUGCGCUCUUAUUAGACUACAGCGAGUUAAAGCGGCUUACAGCAGAAGACAACAUCUUGCAGAGGUUGCUGUCUUUUAUCCGCGAUGGCUGGCCAGAGACGUGUGAGAUCUUAGCGAUGAAGCCAUACUUUAACCGGAAAUCUGAAUUGUAUGAGGAAUUAGGUUGUGUAAUGUGGGGCCAUAGAUUAGUCGUGCCGGAGGGAUGUCGCAAACAAAUUUUAGAUCUUAUCCACGAACCACACAUGGGCGUAGUAAAGUCGAAAGCUCUAGCACGAAGUUACGUGUGGUGGCCCGGAAUCGAUGAGGCUUUGGAGCGUAAGUGCCUCGCUUGUACAGUGUGCGCGGCUCACGCGGAUGAUCCUCCUCGCGCUACUCCACGCUCUUGGGGGUGCCCUGCGCAAGCUUGGUCCAGGCUUCAUUUAGAUUUCAUGGGCCCUAUAGCGGGGAAAACGUAUUUGGUGGCCGUUGAUGCGACAUCCAAGUGGCUAGAGGUAUUUCCGGUUCCAAGCACGGCAGCCAAAUUUACCAUCAAUAGGCUUAGUGAACUGUUUAGCAGGUUUGGGAACCCAAGACAAGUCGUGACCGACAACGGCCCUCCCUUUACCAGUAGCGAGUUCAUAGGCACGUCGUCCAGCUGA